UUGCUUAGUGGGUGAAGUACUUUGGAUUUUCAAUUUGAAGAGAAAGAAAAAUGCCAUGUUCUAAAGAAGAAGCUCUUAUUAGACUCUUCUACAAUUCAUCUUCCUCUUUCAAACUUCUCUUCCUUUUCAUCUUCUCUUCUCUCACUUUACUUCUCAAAUUCCUAAACUUCAUUGGCAUCUUUCCUCUUUUCCAAGGGGAUCAACAAUAUGAAUAUGUUUCAUCUGAGUAUGAAUAUGAUUACGAUUACGAAGAAGAACAAGAACGAGAACGAGAAGAAGAAGUUCGAGAGAGUUAUUUUUACGAAGAUUCUAUUGAGAAAGAUCAUUUAGUAGCUGAUAUAAUUUGUGGUGGAGAAGCUCUUAUGGUUUUGCAUGAAAAUAACAAAUCUCAAAGGAUUCACAAUUUUUCUCUUGAAGAAGAAGAGUUUAUAACACCACAAGAAACCUUGAUUGAAGAGUUUUCAGAUGAAGAAGAAACUUCAACAGAAAGUUUGCAUGUUCAUCAUCACAAGUCACCAAUUGUUUCAGAUUUUGAGACAGAAAUUAAUGAAACAGAAUUUCAAGAACAAGAAGAAGAUGCUGAUUCUGUUCCAGAUUUUGUUCCAGAUUCUGUUCAAGAUUCUGUUCAUGAUUCUGUUCAUGAUUCUGUUCCAAUUCAAAACAGGACCACUUCUAAUGUCUCAAUGAAUCUAUACAAAAGUGAUGACUUAGUAGAAAGUAACAAAAACUAUGAUGAAGAACAUGUUAUCAAAAACAAGAAAGUGCAUGAAUCAAAUGUUGAAAGAGAUGAGAGAUUUUGUGUGAUUGGUGCAACACAUUUGGAGAGAAAUAAGAAGUUGAUAUUUGAAGAAAAAGAUGAUGAAGAGAUAUAUGGUGAUUCAUGCACUGUUGGAUCAACAUCUAAAAGCUCUUCUGAUUGGAGAAGCUCAAUUGUUUGUAGAGAUUCAGGAACUGAUGACCCUUUUUCUUCUUCUUCAAGAGGAAGUUGUCCUAAGUGGGAAUCUUACACUGUUUUUCAAAAAUAUGAUGAAGAAAUGUCUUUUCUAGAAAGAAUUAGUGCUCAAAAACUUCAUGAAACAGAGUCUUUAAGAUCCAUCAAAGUAGCUCCAAGAUCAAUUUCAGGGAGAAUUGUGUACAAAUUUUCAAGCAUGAAUAAAAAACCAGAAGAUGCAAGCAAUCACAAUCCAUAUUGUGAAUUGGAAAGUGCUUAUGUUGCACAAAUUUGCUUAACAUGGGAAGCACUUAAUUGGAACUACAAGAAUUUUGAAUCAAAAAGAGCUUCAAAUGUUGAUGUUGGUUGUCCGGCAACAAUUGCACAACAAUUUCAACAGUUUCAAGUUUUGUUGCAAAGAUAUGUUGAGAAUGAACCUUAUGAGUAUGGUAGAAGACCUGAGAUUUAUGCUAGAAUGAGACAUUUGGCUCCAAAGUUGCUUCUAGUCCCUGAAUAUAGAGAUUCAGAUGAUGAUCAGAAGGAGAAGGUUGGGUUUAACUCAAAAACUUCAUCAGCUUCAUUUCUUGUGAUAAUGGAAGAUGGAAUCAAAACAUUCAUGAAUUUCUUAAAGGCUGAUAAAGAGAGAACAUGUCAGAUCCUUGCAUCUUACUUUCGAAGAAAUCGAAGAACCUUGAUUGAUCCAACAUUAAUCCGUCUUAUGAAGAAAGUUAAUCAAAAGAAGAAGAUGAAAGUUAAGGAUCUUAAGCGAUCUCACAAAUGCUUGAGGAAAAGAAAGUUAAAGGAGGAAGAAGAGAUGGAAAUUUUGAUGUCACUAAUAGACUUAAAAGUGGUGUCAAGGGUUUUAAGAAUGAGUGAGAUGAAUGAAAAUCAAUUACAUUGGUGUGAAGAGAAAAUUAGCAAAGUAAAAGUCAUUGAUGGGAAGCUACAAAGAGAUUCCACUCCACUUUUCUUUCCAUCACAUUGACCCACAAAAAAGAGGUUAUUGAUAUAAAUAUUACAUAAUGAGUGGGAGAUGAAUGUGCAUGGUUGCAUAAAAGGGAAUAUUCAUGACAUGCUUUUUGUAAAUAUGAAGAUAAAGAAAAAGGAGAAGGACCCUACAAAUCAAAGUGAAACUCAUGGAAUUUAUUGGAGUAUGAAAUUCAUGAAAAGAUGGGUAAAGUUGAAGAAGUGAGGUGUUAUGGAUGAAUGUUGAAAGUGGAAAACCAAAGACAAAGCAAUGUACAAACAAGAUAGAGACAAUAUUAGCUUUAGUUUUUGCUUUAGCUUUUUAUUUAUUUAUUUUUUAUUUUAGGGUUUAUUUAUCUACAAGGGUUUUGAGUUGAAGCACAUGGAGUUUAAUAAAAGUAGGAUUACACUCUUUUGAAUAAAGUAGGUCACAUGAUAAAGGAAUGGUAGGUUUAGUUUUUUUUUCUUCCUUAAUUAAUAAGGAAAAGAAUAGUUAGUUUUUUAAAGAGAAAAAUAAAUAUAUCAAUCAACCUUCA
This is a messenger RNA of Vicia villosa (hairy vetch), 2433 nucleotides long. RefSeq lists its product as uncharacterized. The record is from RefSeq and is a predicted model, not a curated record. Bases 51 to 1916 code for a protein of 621 amino acids. The transcript has 6 exons. NCBI's taxonomy places the organism in Eukaryota, Viridiplantae, Streptophyta, Magnoliopsida, Fabales, Fabaceae.